AUUUGACGUUUGUCCCAACUCGGCACCCGGAGCGCUACGUCAUCCUGUCACGUGAUCACAACACGAAGACCGGAUUUUGCCGCGAAACCGGGCCGAGCUGUGCGGCGCGAGCGGAGGAGUUUCCCGGUUGAAGUCGGAUCAGAGGGUCGGUUCUCGGUUCUCCGGGAUGUUCUGCGAGAAGGCCGUGGAGCUGAUCCGCGAGCUGCACCGGAUGAGCGACGGACAGCUGCCCGCCUUUAACGAGGACGGACUCCGGCAGGUUCUGCAGGAGAUGGAAGCCCUUUAUGAACAGAACCAGACUGACGUGAACCAGGCGAAGACUGAGGGUCGCUCUGACCUGAUUCCCUCCAUUAAACUGCGUCACUGCUGCCUGCUGAGGAACCAGCGCUGCGUCACCGCCUACCUCUACGACCGGCUGCUGAGGAUCCGGGCGCUGCGCUGGGAGUACGGCAGCGUGCUGCCCGCCAACGUCCGCUUCCACAUGUGUGCCGAGGAGGUGCAGUGGUUCAGUCAGUAUAAGAAGUCCCUGGCGUCCUUCAUGCGGUCUCUGGGUGGCGGCGAGGGUCUGGACAUCACGCAGGACAUGAAGCCUCCCAAGAGUCUGUACAUCGAGGUGAGGUGUUUAAAGGACCACGGAGAGUUUGAGAUCGACGACGGGACGGUGAUCCUGCUGAAGAAGAACAGUCAGCACUUCCUGCCUCGCUGGAAAUGUGAGCAGCUGAUUCGUCAGGGCGUCCUGGAGCACGUCAUGUCCUGAUGGCGUCCGAUCGCUGAUCAAUCGGGCAAAAUGUUUGAUCGUGUCGAGCUGUCGGAAGUCUUUAUUCCUGCUGUCCCUGAACACAACGCUUUUAUUCUGAUGUCAAAAUAAAGUUUGUUUCUCUAAAA
This is a messenger RNA of Micropterus salmoides (largemouth bass), 885 nucleotides long. RefSeq names its product DNA replication complex GINS protein PSF1. The transcript is spliced from 7 exons. The record is from RefSeq and is a predicted model, not a curated record. Lineage: Eukaryota; Metazoa; Chordata; Actinopteri; Centrarchiformes; Centrarchidae. The coding region runs from base 167 to 757 and encodes 196 amino acids. Gene Ontology annotation, biological process: DNA replication; DNA strand elongation involved in mitotic DNA replication. Gene Ontology annotation, cellular component: GINS complex.